AUUUCGGGCGGGAAACGAAGAAUUGUCUGCUGCAACUUUGGGCGGGUUGUGAAAGAAGAGAAGAAGGAACUGGCUAAAGAAGCUUCGAUAAGGUACAUAAGGUAUACGGCUUACCAGCGGCCACGCAAGUCCAGUCUGCCUAGAGCAGGCGUCCGCUCGUUACGCACGCGACCAACUCCCGGAGUCGAUACUGGCCGAGGCCAUUGGACCAGGCGAUAUUCCAUUGACUUCAACAUCGAAAUACUGCCGCGAUAACGACUGCUUCAAGCCGGACCACUUCCACCACCUGAACGUGUCGCUUUCGCGUUCCGCCCUUGACCAUGUCCUACUUCUCCCCUGAUGCCAUCCUGACGGAUGCGCAGAAGGCGCCCUGCGAAUUCGGUCUCGCCGUUCCGCAGCUCACACCUCUCAACAAUGGAUCUGCAAUCGACAAGGGCACCAAAUUGGAACUGCCUUUGUGGAUAGCAGAAAUGCUGGCUGUGUCGAAACCUGCGGACACGGCUCUGGCGACGCUGGAUAUGCCCGCACCGCUCGGCCAUCGUGUACUGAAUGCAUUACGAGCGGAUCCGAAGUCUGUUGAUGUCAGAGCGCAGGCGCAGUGGUUUUAUGGGUUGGGCGAGAGGAUGCUCGAAUUGUUCGAGGAUGAGGAGGUUGCGGAGGUGUUGAACGAUACAUUCAAGCAAAGAUCACUGGAGAUUGCAGACAAGGCGCAGAAUACCCGUAAUGUACAGCAAGGCAGUGAUAACGAGUUCAUGAGUGGACUGGAUGAGACGGAAAGGCAAUUAUUCCGUGCAGCACACGAUGGCAGUCAUGCCGUGAGGAAGUGGCUAGAUGUCAACAGCCGUCGCGAUUGA
Zymoseptoria tritici IPO323 is the source of this 854-nucleotide messenger RNA. RefSeq lists its product as uncharacterized. Lineage: Eukaryota; Fungi; Ascomycota; Dothideomycetes; Mycosphaerellales; Mycosphaerellaceae. Bases 321 to 854 code for a protein of 177 amino acids. Gene Ontology annotation, biological process: mitotic DNA replication initiation. The transcript has 3 exons. The record is from RefSeq and is a predicted model, not a curated record. Gene Ontology annotation, cellular component: GINS complex.